Messenger RNA from Thalassophryne amazonica, 5661 nucleotides. RefSeq names its product tenascin-like. The record is from RefSeq and is a predicted model, not a curated record. Lineage: Eukaryota; Metazoa; Chordata; Actinopteri; Batrachoidiformes; Batrachoididae. The transcript is spliced from 22 exons. Gene Ontology annotation, molecular function: protein binding. The coding region runs from base 73 to 5241 and encodes 1722 amino acids.
GUCACUAACCAGGAUUAGUUGAGUCAGAAGGUGCAGCUGUUUAUUUUGCCACAACCACAUCCUGUUGCUAGCAUGGGUACCAGAGGCCAGUUUUGCCGCCUCCUCUUUACUACUGUCCUCACGUUAUCGAAUGCUGGGCUUGUAAAGAAAAUCCUUCGGCAUCCACGAGAGACUUCUUCAUCUUCUGGACAACAUAACAUCACCUUCCCCAGUCCAGAACAUCCUGUAGUCUUCAACCAUGUCUACAACAUCAAUGUACCCGCAAGCUCUUUGUGCUCCGUGAACUUGGACACCCCAGACGGCAUGCAACUGCACCCCAAAGAUGGAGCAGCAGGCUCAGACUAUCAUACUACUGAGCACACCCUAGACGGGCAGAACCAGAUUAUCUUCACCCACCGUAUCAACAUACCAUGGCAGGCCUGUGGUUGUAUCGAGAAUCUGCCCGGCAUGAAGGAACUCAUGAGCAGGUUGGAGAUGCUGGAGAGCCAAGUUUCAGUAUUGAGAGAGCGGUGCAACGGUAACGGUGGCUGCUGCAGCUCACAGGUCACAGGUGAAGUGGGUACUAAACCUUACUGCAACGGUCACGGAAACUACAGUGCUGAAACCUGUGUCUGCAUUUGUGAAUCUGGCUGGAAAGGAACCAACUGCACUGAGCCCGACUGUCCGAAUAACUGCGAGGGCCGAGGCCGCUGUGUGGAGGGAAAGUGUGAGUGCCAGGAGGGCUUUGCAGGAGAAGACUGCACGUCAGAGGUUUGCCCCGUGGACUGCGGAGAACACGGCCACUGCGUGGGCGGCAUCUGUGUCUGCUCAGAUGGUUUCUCCGGUAAAGACUGCUCCCUGACCGCCUGCCUCAACAACUGCCAAGGGCACGGCCGCUGUGAAGCUGGAGACUGUGUGUGCUAUAAACCCUGGACGGGUUCCGAUUGCUCUGAACUCAACUGCCCCAAAGACUGCAAUGAUCAUGGGCGCUGCGUGAAUGGAACCUGUUACUGCAACGAGGGUUACAUUGGGGAGGACUGUGGGAAUCGUACCUGUCCCAACAACUGUCGAGGUAACGGGUACUGCCAAAAUGGCAUAUGCGUCUGCAGCGUCGGCUAUAGUGGAGAUGACUGCUCUCACUUCACCUGCCUCAAUGACUGUAAUGGUCGAGGUACAUGCUUCAACGCCAUGUGUAUUUGUAACACGGGCUACCAAGGGGAGGACUGCAGCCAGUUAGCAUGUCCAAACAACUGCAAUACCAGAGGCCAGUGCAUAAAUGGGCAUUGUGCUUGUGAUGUAGGUUUCCAGGGCGAGGACUGCUCUGAGCUGUCCUGCCCCAGUAACUGUCUCCUCAGAGGACACUGUGUUAAUGGCCAGUGUGUGUGUGACGAAGGCCUCACUGGUGAGGACUGCAGCAUCAAGACGUGCCCCUCAAACUGUUACGGCCGAGGGGACUGUAUUGGCGGCCGUUGUAGGUGCUAUGCUGGCUUCACUGGUGAAGACUGCAGUGAGCUGAGCUGCCCAAACAAAUGUCAAAACCGUGGCCGGUGCAUUGAUGGUCAGUGUGUGUGUGACGAAGGCUUCAGCGAAGAAGACUGCAGUCAGAAAGCCUGUCCCAACGACUGCAACGCUCGAGGACGCUGUUUUGACGGCAAGUGUGUAUGUCAGGAAGGCUUUUCAGGGGACGACUGUUCCGGGCUUAUUUGUCCAGAUAACUGCAACAAUAGGGGGCGCUGUAUCAAGGGAAGGUGUAUAUGUGAGACUGGAUAUGAAGGACGUAGCUGUGCAGAGCAGAGCUGCCUCAACAACUGUCAGGAGAAAGGACAGUGCGUGAACGGUCAGUGCAUCUGUGACGAGGGAUACGUUGGUGAAGACUGCUCACUGGUGUCUCCUCCGAAGGACCUGAGCAUCGACGAGGUCACCACUAAAACAGUGGGUCUGUCCUGGAACAAUGACAUGCUGGUGACGGAAUACCUUAUUACCUACAUACCCACAUUUCCUGGUGGUCUGUCCCAAGAGUUUACUGUACCAGGAGUCAAAACUUCUGCCACUGUCAAAGAGUUAGAACCCGGCAUUGAGUACCUGAUCAACGUCUACGCUGUUUUAAGUAACAAGAGAAGUGUCCCCGUCAGUGCCAGGGUGGCAACACAUCUCCCACAGCCGGAGGGUUUAAGGUUCAAAUCUGUGAGGGAGACCUCAGUGGAGAUAACGUGGGAUCAGUUGGACAUCCCCUUUGAUGGCUGGGAGGUGUAUUUCCGCAACACGAAAGAAGAAAAUGGGAAAAUCGUGACCCUCCUUCCACCCUCUCAAAAUCAGUUCCUCCAGUCAGGUCUUGGACCAGGACAAGAAUACAAAGUGUCCAUCAACAUCAUCAAGAACAACACCAGUGGACCCCAGAUAUCCAAAACAGUCACCACCAAGAUUGACGGCCCCCAGCAGGUGGAGGUGAAAGACGUGACGGACUCGUCAGCUCUUGUCAGCUGGUCUCAGCCUGUGAUGCCUGUGGACAAAGUCACCAUAAUGUAUGGGCCGACUUCAGACCCCUCCGACAGAACCACUGUGGUCAUUUUCUUUCCAGACAAACAGUUCAGCAUUGACAAUCUAAGACCAGACACCGACUACCAGGUGUCCCUCAUCUCAGGGAGGGGAGGCAUCACAAGUGACCCGGUCACAGAGUCUUUUACCACAGGUCUGGAUGCCCCCGAGGAUCUGCAGGCUGUGUCUCAGACAGAUAACAGCAUCACUCUGCUGUGGCGGAACAGUCAGGCGGAUGUUAGCAGCUAUCGAGUGAAAUACAGCCCCAUCUCUGGAGCUGCUCAGGGGGAGGAAGUGUUCCCUCGAGGUUCUGGAGACACCACGCAAGCCAUCAUCAUUGGGCUAAAUCCAGGAACAGAGUACGGGAUCGGAGUGACGGCUGUGAAGAAAGAGACAGAAAGUCUCCCUGCUACGACAAACGCAGCAACCGACCUCGACCCCCCCAGAGACCUAGAAAAACGUGAGUCCACGGAGACCACCCUCACCCUGCAGUGGCAGAAACCUCAGGCUAAAGUCGCUGUCUACAAGCUGGUUUACAUCUCACGAGAUGGCCAGUUUGAAGAAGUGGACGUUCCAGACUCGGCCACGAGCUACGUGUUAAGCAACCUAAGUCCAGGAAUGAGCUACACAAUCACCUUGACAGCAGAAAGGGGCCACAGGAGGAGUGCACCUGUCACCCUGUCUGCAUCCACAGCAGAAACGCUGAAUCCCAGGGUGGUGAACCUCACCAUCUCUGACGUCACAUGGGACAGCUUCAUUGUGUCCUGGAGCUCCACAGGUGGGGAAUUUGACAGCUUUGUCAUUGAGGUAACUAACUUGGAGAAUACGGCAGAGAGCCAGAACCUCACUCUGUCUGGAGAUGCGUUCAGUCUCGGCAUCCCAGGGCUGAAUCCCAGCACCAGCUACAUGGUCGGCCUUUAUGGGGUGUAUCAGGGAUCCUCCCAGGAACCUUUGUACACUGAAGCCACCACAGAGGCCGAGGCAGAGGUGGAGCAUCUUUUUAUCUCAGACAUCACAGCCGACAGCUUCCGCCUGUCAUGGACGGCUGAUGAAGACAUAUUUGACAGAUUUGUGAUCAAAAUUAGAGACACCAAAAGAUUAGCUCAUCCCAAGGAGUACGUCGUCCGUGGCGAUGAGCGAACCAAGGUUUUAAGUGGGCUCAUGACUGGCACCGAAUAUGAAGUCGAGUUAUAUGGUGUCACGUUGGAUCAGCGCUCUCAACCCAUUACUGGGGUUGCUCAGACAGGUCUGAGCUCUCCACGAGGACUUCACUUUUCUGAAGUGACCGAUUCGUCUGCCGUUGUUCACUGGUCCAUGCCGAACUCUCCAGUAGAUAACUACCGCGUCACCUAUGUGCCAUUUGAAGGCGGAGCUCCGAUGACGGUGACGGUGGAUGGCAGUAUCUUUGAGGCUUUACUGCACAGUAUGAUUCCUGGAAAGGCCUACCAGGUGACUGUGAGUGCCGUGAAGGGUCUGGAUGACAGCGACCCAAGCUCAGACAUCGUGACCACGGCUCUGGACAAACCUCAGGGACUGACUGUGGUCAACGUGACCGACACCUCGGCACUGUUGCUGUGGCAGCCCUCUGUGGCCACUGUUGAUGGUUACGUCGUUACCUACACAGCUGACACAGCACCUUCGGCAGUGGAGCAUGUGUCCGGGAAUACGGUGGAGUUUGAGAUGGGCUCCCUGAUUCCAGGCACACACUACAUGGUUGGUCUACAUGCUGUGAAGGAUGUACAGAAGAGUGCCUCAGCCGUUACUCAGUUCAUCACGGGUGUGGACCCUCCUCGUGACCUGGCAGCUAGUAACAUCCAGACUGACGGUGCUACUCUCACAUGGAGACCUCCACAGGCCGCUGUCACUGGUUACACGCUUACCUUCUCGUCUAAUGACGGCACAAUCAGAGAAGUGGUGUUAAGCCCGACAGCCAUGUCUUAUACCAUGACUCAGCUAACUGGCUCCACUGAAUACAGUGUCACACUGCAGGCCAUUGCCGGAGCCCAGAGAAGUCAUCACAUAAAAAUCAUUUUCAUGACCACUGGACAGUUGGUCAGAUACCCCAGGGACUGUGCUGAAGUCUUCCUGAAUGGAGACACGACCUCCGGCCUCUACUCCAUCUAUGUGGGUGGAGAGGGGAGCCAGGCUGUCCAGGUCUACUGUGACAUGAGUACAGACGGUGGAGGAUGGCUGGUCUUCUUGAGACGCCAGAGUGGAAAUAUUAACUUCUUCAGGAACUGGAAGAACUACACGGCCGGCUUUGGUAACCUGAACGAUGAGUUCUGGCUUGGUCUGUCCACUCUCUAUAAGAUCACAUCAUCUGCUCAGUACGAGCUACGAGUGGACUUGAGGGACCAAGGCGAAUCGAUGUACGCUCAGUAUGACAAGUUCACUCUUGCAGAGCCGAGAACACGCUAUAAAAUCUACUUAGGAGCCUACAGCGGAACAGCAGGCGACUCCAUGACGUACCAUCAGGGUCGACCCUUCUCCACCUUUGACAAUGACAAUGAUGUUGCGGUCACCAACUGCGCCCUGUCCUACAAAGGUGCCUUCUGGUAUAAAAACUGUCAUCGUGUCAACCUCAUGGGAAAAUACGGUGACAACAGUCACAGUAAGGGGAUCAACUGGUUCCACUGGCGGGGCCACGAACACUCCAUCGAAUUUGCAGAGAUGAAAAUCAGACCGGCGAACUUCAGAAAUUUUGAAAGCAGAAAAAAGAGGUCAUAGAUAUCUUCUUCCACCUUCAUCAUUUACACUUUAUCUCCUUCCCCCGGAGGCUUCAUCGGUGAACAUCUGCGUCCCCUCGUCCCCAGAUCACAACAGCAAAACAGUUAAAAAUAAGGCAGCCACACCGGACACAAUGACAAACAUCACCCACCAGGCAAAGAACGAAUGGCUUUGUUAUAUAUGUGUGACUGCAGAGGUUGGUUCCAAGAGAGACUGUGGUCAUACAGGGAUAACAUCCUAAUGGGACCAAACUGCUUCCUUCCUGUGAGAAUUUUUCUUUUUUUAAAUAGUGUAAAUGGAUCCAGUCAAGUAGUAAAAUGUCAAAGGCACAUAAUCGGAAGGCGUUAGGCCGCCGCAGCCCCUUCAGUAACACGAUGGUAGAACCACUGAAUUCACCUUCAGCCGAGAUAUGAAGAAAAA